This is a messenger RNA of Xyrauchen texanus (razorback sucker), 393 nucleotides long. It is a transcript of the gene afp4, whose product is annotated as antifreeze protein type IV. Gene Ontology annotation, biological process: lipoprotein metabolic process; lipid transport. The record is from RefSeq and is a predicted model, not a curated record. The transcript is spliced from 3 exons. Lineage: Eukaryota; Metazoa; Chordata; Actinopteri; Cypriniformes; Catostomidae. The coding region runs from base 1 to 393 and encodes 130 amino acids. Gene Ontology annotation, cellular component: extracellular region. Gene Ontology annotation, molecular function: lipid binding.
AUGAAAUUCUCCAUCAUCGCCAUCCUUGUUGUUGCCCUGGCCAUUGGCUCCGAGUCAGUAUCUCUGGUUAAGAGAGAGACUCCUGCUGAGCUGGACAAGAUCGCAAAAUACUUCCAGGACCUCGUGGACACUUUUAAAAACGUUGAGGCCCCUGAGAUGGCCAACAAGGCCAAGGCUUACUUUGAAGAGAGCAAAGCCCAGUUUCAGCCCAUGGUUGAGAAGCUCCAGGAGCAGAUGAAGCCCUUCUCCAGCAACAUUGAAGACCAAAUCAAGCCUCUGGCCGCCUCUGUCCAGGCUCAGAUCGCCCCCCUGACCGACAUGGUUCAGACCCACAUUGAAGACAUGCUCAAGUUUUUGACUGACAAGUCUAAAGCCAUCCUACCCCCUCAGUAA